Messenger RNA from Neoarthrinium moseri, 1149 nucleotides. RefSeq lists its product as uncharacterized. The transcript has a single exon. Gene Ontology annotation, molecular function: DNA-binding transcription factor activity. The record is from RefSeq and is a predicted model, not a curated record. NCBI's taxonomy places the organism in Eukaryota, Fungi, Ascomycota, Sordariomycetes, Amphisphaeriales, Apiosporaceae. Gene Ontology annotation, biological process: regulation of DNA-templated transcription. The coding region runs from base 1 to 1149 and encodes 382 amino acids.
AUGCCAAACCAGCACAAGGACAGCCAUAUCGACCCGAGACUUCGAGAGCUCUCCCCUUUUGAUCUCAGUGAGCUCGAGAACUUCCACCUCGACGAUUCGCUCUUCACCCCUGGCACUGAAGCUCAGCCUCAGGCCUCUCAGGUUGGCGAUGCCAUGAUGAGCGGCGCCUUGGUCGACAACACCAACUUCCCUGGAUAUCCUGAGGGUCCUUACCCCAGGCCUCGACAGGGCUUUUCGCAGAGGGAGCUCGAAGACCAGCAGAACUGGGUUAACGACCUGCAGAUUGAGGCCAACCAGGGUAUACUCGAUCUUGCGAACAACAUAAACCAACAGCUUUCGAUGGCUCAGGGAUUCCGUGUUGCUCGCAACGAAGCCGCAGAGAGCCUCCUUGCUUCGCACCCAGGUCAGGCUACAAACGCCAAUCUUCACAGCCGCGCUCGAGCUAUGCAGGCCGAAUCUCAGUAUCUCGGCACGACCUCGCAGCAGGCCGCCACUUUCCAGCAGCACGCAGCUUCGGGCCAGGCCCCUCAGCCCAUGGGGAUCAACCCGACUCCUGGGUCUGGUCUUGUUCCCACUGAAGUUCCUGGUCCACGACGUGCUACUGCUACCGAUAUGCAGUGUGCGCCUAUUACCGGAGGUCGCGCCCCUCCGAAGAAGGUCACGGUCGACAUUUCCGACGACGGAACACCUCGAGUUGUCACAACUGACGGCGAAGACGGCGGGCCCAUCAGACUCAGCGAUAUCGUGGCACGCCCCCGCUCGGAGCAGAUUACCGCCCCGCGAGCAGGACAGCCCCCGCUGAAGCGUGUCAAGAUCAACAAGCGAUCGACUCGCGUGCCAUACCUGCCCAUUAACGACGACAUGUCGGACACAGAGCGACUCCGCCGCGCCAUGCGCAACCAGGAGAUGGCGGAGAUCGACCGCGCCGAGAAGCGCGCCAGAAACAACGCCGCGGCGAGGCGCACUCGUGAGAAGCGCGAGCAGAUGUUGGCCAAUCAGCGACAGACUAUCGCGCAGCAGCAACAGAGCAUCGCCGCGCUCCAGUCCCAGCUGGACGCGGCGCAGACGGAGCUUAAGCGAAAGCGACGUCGCAAUGACGAUGCCGACAACGACGACGACGAGUUCUUCGAGAAGCGACGUCGAAUCUAA